Molecule: messenger RNA, 1983 nt
Organism: Calidris pugnax (ruff)
Lineage: Eukaryota; Metazoa; Chordata; Aves; Charadriiformes; Scolopacidae
Gene: NPY5R
Product: neuropeptide Y receptor Y5
Exons: 2
Coding region: 253-1593 (446 amino acids)
Biological process (GO): G protein-coupled receptor signaling pathway
Cellular component (GO): neuron projection; plasma membrane
Molecular function (GO): neuropeptide binding; neuropeptide Y receptor activity
Source: RefSeq, a predicted model, not a curated record
GGCCCGGCCCUCGGCCGCCGGCGAGCCCCGGUACCGCCGCACCAGCGCUCGCCUAAGAUGCGCCGCCCGACGGCGCGGGGGAUGCGCUCUGCCCCCGGCUCCCGCGAAGCCGCGCUCGCCCCUCUGCGGCCCGGCCCGGAGCUAUGAGUGCCUUCCUCGCUCCGCACCCGCGCUGCGCACCGCGGCCCUUUACGCCUACCACCACCACCGCUGCCGCCGCCCAAGCCCCGGAGACGCGCGCAGGACUGCAAAAUGGAUUUAGGAUUCAAAGACCUUAACAACAGGACACCUACCAAGAACACCUCGGCUGCUACAAAGAAUUUUUCUGCCUGGGAAGAUUAUAGAAGUAGUGUUGACGACAUACAAUACUUUCUUAUUGGGCUGUACACACUGAUAAGUCUGGCUGGCUUUAUGGGAAAUCUGCUUAUACUAACGGCUCUACUAAAGCGCAAGCAGAAGAUGAUAAUAAACAUUCUUAUCGGCAGCUUGGCCUUUUCUGACAUCUUAGUUGUGCUGUUUUGUUCUCCGUUCACAUUGACAUCUGUCCUGCUUGACCAAUGGAUGUUUGGCACUGUCAUGUGCCAUGUAAUGCCUUUCCUCCAGUGCACAUCAGUUCUAGUUUCAACUUUGAUGUUAAUAUCUAUUGCUGCAGUCAGGUACCGUAUGAUCAAAUAUCCCCUUUCUAGGAAUUUAACAGCAAAACAAGGCUAUUUCUUAAUAGUGACCAUUUGGGCCCUCGGCUUUGCCAUUUGCUCCCCUCUGCCAGUUUUCCACAGAAUUGUGGACCUCAGCAAAACUCUGAAUUUAGAGGCACUGGAGAACAGGCUCUUGUGUAUUGAGUCGUGGCCUUCCGAUUCCUACAGAAUCGCCUUUACAAUAGCCUUAUUGUUCAUGCAGUACAUAUUGCCGCUGGCAUGUCUAACUGCCAGCCACACCAGCGUCUGCAGGAGCAUAGGUUCCAGACUGUCACACAAGGAAGACAAGUUUGAAGAGAAGGAGAUGAUCAACCUAGCCUCUAAGACAAACCAUCCCUCUAAGAGUACCAGCACCCAGGUGCAGCCCUCCGGCCGUUCCAGAUGGAGCUACACCUUUGGCAAAAAGCACCACAGAAGAUACAGUAAAAAGACUUCAAGUGUGGUGCCAGCUAUUUCAAGGCAUCAUCAGGGUAUUCAUUCCAGAGGCCUCCCAGAAACCUCUGGCACAGAAAAAAGCCAGCUCUCUUCCUCCAGUAAAUUCAUCCCUGGGAUACCUAUCUGUUUUGAGAUGAAACCAGAAGAAAAUACAGAGAUCCAGGACAUGAUUACAGUAUCCCAAUCCAUCAUCAGAAUUAAGACAAGAUCUAGGAGAGUUUUUUGCAGAUUGACAGUGCUAAUCCUAGUUUUUGGUUUCAGUUGGAUGCCUCUUCACCUUUUCCACAUUGUGACAGAUUUUAAUGCCACUCUCAUUUCUAACAGACAUUUUAAAUUAGUAUAUUGUAUAUGCCAUUUACUAGGUAUGAUGUCCUGCUGCUUGAAUCCCAUCCUCUACGGGUUCCUUAACAACAGCAUAAAAGCCGAUUUAAUGUCCCUUAUUCCAUGCUGCCAAAUACCAUGAUUUUAUGUGCCCCAAGAUAAAAUAAAACAAACAAGUUUGGCUUUCAAGUCUACUGAUGUGUAUAGCUGUAAAAGCUAAAUUAGUUUAGUUUAGGUAGUCUGACUUGGUUGUGAUUAGUAGCGUUUCGUGCAAAUGGAUAGUUCUAUGGCUGCAUGUAUUUCUUGCACUGGGCAAAAAUGUAUACAUAUACUAUAAUAUUCUUCUGUCUGUUACACAUAGGAAAUCAUGCCCAGUAUACAAAACCAGAAUGCCAUUUUCAUUACCUGAAAUAUUGGCAAUCUGUACUUUGGAAUUAAACAAAAUAUGUAAUGAGUAAUAAAUGUAAGACUACUUAGACAUAACAGUAUUAACUAUCAUAAAACUAUAAUAAAAUACAUACUGUUUACUAAA